AUGCUAAACGUUUUCAAAAGUGUUAUAACAUUAAGAAUUUUAUUUAUAAUAUUUCUUUUUUUACCUGUCGAUUUUUGUGAUACAGAUGUGAAUAAUGUAUUUAUUACAGACUACUUCUUAUUCAGAGCUCCGUCAAAUGUUAUAGCUUUCACGUGCAAUCAAUACGACAGUGAUGUCCAUUUACUGAAAAAGUUUAGUGACGUGCAAUUACAAACUGCAAUUCGAAAAUUGGAAAAUACUUCUGAUUUAUUUACAUUUACUAAAAUGGUCUAUCAAAAAUUGGGAAUUUUCAUAGAUUUACGCUGCCAACUUCCCGAAUAUGUGAAAUCAACUUUUGAUAAAGCAACAAACUAUAAGAUGUUUGAUGAAUUGUAUUAUUGGCUUAUAUUGAGCUCCAGCUUGGAUCAAGGCUUAUCUCUUAUAAAUGAUAAUUCAUUUGGUUUAUCAACUGAUUUUGUUAUUGCAGUUUUUGAAAAUAAUUGGUUUACGCUAUACGAUGUUUAUAACCCAUGCAAAGUACGAGGAGGAAAAUUAAAAGUGUCAAAAAUAGGCAGUUGGGACAAAACUAAUGGUUUAAAGAUGCUCUAUGAAAUGAACAAACUUCGUCGUUGGAAUCUUGAAGGAUUGAAGUUAAAAAUAAGUGGGAUAGUAACAAAUAAACCAUCAAAUAUAUCAGUCGCUGACUAUUUACUAGAUAAUAAUUUUCGACUUUCUGAUCGUAUGACGAGAAUAGCUUAUGUUAUGUGGUUGCAUGUAGCUGACAAAUUUAAUUUUACCAUCGAUUUUAGUGAAAGUAGCAAUGUGAAUGAAAAAGAGGAAAAUGACCCAGUUAUUAUUGCAUUGAUGAAAGGUGAAAUAGAUGCUAGUGGAACUGCUGAAAUAAUGACAACACAACGCGUUGAUCUAUUAAAAGCAGUGUAUCCAUCAAUACCUUACAGAACAAGUUUUAUAUUCCGGAGUACCUCUUCCGAUCGAUUAAGUGUCCGAGACAUUUUUCUUCCAUUAUCUUCAACCGUAUGGUAUUUGACCCUUGCACUGAGUAUAUUAUCAGUUAAUGCUUUGGCGCUUUUGUCUGUUGUUGCAAAAGAAGAUUUUUACGAAAACUAUCUUCGUUCAAUAAUAAUAAAUGUUGGAGCGUUUUGCCAACAAGGUACCGAAUUUUCUUCUAACAAUUUGUCUGGUCGAAUAGCUAUCCUUCAUAUACUAUUAUUCUACUUAUUGCUUUAUAAUUACUAUUUGGCAAGUGCUGUAUCUAACAGAUUGAGUGAGCCGAUAAAGUUUAUCAAUGAUUCUCUACACGAGUUGAGAAAUAAAGACUUUGAAUAUGCAUCAGAACCGAUGCUUGAUUUUGAUCACCAUAUGAAGAAUCCUGAUUGGGAAACUAGAUCAUUUUAUUUAACUCGUUGGUCAAAAAUUCCAGAAUCACAAAGAUUUAUAUCGCCUGAAAAGGGAAUGUCACUAGUUUUGAAAGGUGGUUUUGCUUAUCACACACAUCCAGAAAUAAGUUAUCCUUAUAUAGAGCGUCAUUUUGACCAUCGAAAAAUUUGCGAAAUACAAGAAGUUCAUUUAAUAAGACCAGUACAAUUAUCGUUAUUCGUUCAUAUUAACAGUUCUUUUAUAGAAAUGUUUAAAUCGGGAUUUUUACGUCUUACAGAAGUUGGCAUACGUUUUCGUCAAAUCCAAAUGUGGUCGUCAAGAAAGCCACUUUGUCGAACUGAUUUAUUGACAGCAGAUAGUAUAACUAUCAAAGAAGUUGCUCCAGCUAUAAUUUUUUUACUUUGUAGCAUGCUUGUUGCAAGUGUUUUAUUAACGACAGAAUUGAUAUUUUCAUAUUACCAUAAAAGGAAUAAACGUUCCAGCUUGCGAAACAAAAUUGAGAAUGUUUCACAAAAAACAAUUAAUGAUUUUACGGAGAAGUCUUUGCAAAGUCCAACAAAAUUAAUUGACUGAAAAUCAG
Phymastichus coffea is the source of this 1957-nucleotide messenger RNA. Its product is annotated as ionotropic receptor 75a-like. Lineage: Eukaryota; Metazoa; Arthropoda; Insecta; Hymenoptera; Eulophidae. The coding region runs from base 1 to 1950 and encodes 649 amino acids. The transcript is spliced from 10 exons. The record is from RefSeq and is a predicted model, not a curated record.